Messenger RNA from Hordeum vulgare subsp. vulgare (domesticated barley), 1505 nucleotides. RefSeq lists its product as uncharacterized. The transcript is spliced from 5 exons. Lineage: Eukaryota; Viridiplantae; Streptophyta; Magnoliopsida; Poales; Poaceae. Bases 48 to 1247 code for a protein of 399 amino acids. The record is from RefSeq and is a predicted model, not a curated record.
AACCCUAGAGCUUCGCUCCUCCCUUAACGCCGCCACCACUCUCGUGCAUGAUCCCCCUUCUCCCCCCGCAAGCCCUCUCUCUGUCCCCCUCCCGCGACUCCUCUGCCGCUGUCACCUGUGCCGCUCGAUUCCGGCGAGUUGAGGCGGCUCCUGUCGGUGCGCAGCACACCUUUGGGUCACCUCGCGCCACUCUCUCCUCCCCUCCCGUCAGACCUGACUUGCUUUGGCUUGUUCGUUCGUGGCAGAUGGCGGCCGGGGGCGGCGGGGUCGGCAGCGACCGGGCGGCUGGGGAGUGCGGGGUGUCCGUGCUCGCCUCGUCCCGCGGCCUCGCCACCGGCUUCAACUACCUCGCCAACCCGCUCACCUUCCGCUGUGUGCGCCUCCCCUACCAGACCCGCGACCACCGCCUCGACGCUGACCCCGCCAUUGUCAUCGCCUUCGAGGACGACCACGACGACGACGGUGCUUCCAGGGGUUCCACCAGUACCACCUCGUCGUCGCCUACGAGGUGCACGACGGAGUGUGGGCGGUCGAGUCCUUCUCCACCCGCACCUGUGACUGGCGCGUGGGCGCCGACAUCUGCGCACCGGAGAUGGUCGUCACGCGGUCGGGCAUUGCCGCGCGGGGCCGUGCCUUCUGGCGCACCACCAUCGGCCAGAACCGCUGCCGCGAGCUCACCGUCCCCAUCCCCCGAGUCCACCUACUCCGAGCCGACCGUCGCCUCCUUCUCUCAAGCAUCUGUCCCUGCAAUGCGGUACACCGAUAGUAUAUACCAAGAUGAAUUUGGGCUAGAAGACUUUGCAAACAUCCUCUCCGUCAGUAUAGUCUCCUCAUAUGUAGGCUUCCCAGUCAAUGUCUAUGGCCGCAUCAUUGCCAGAGACAGCAUUGACUACAGGUGCAUUUAUCUCUUUCACCACAAUAGAGAUGAUUGCCAGCGUCUCACCGAGGGUGGAAUGCUGAUGUUAACUGGCCCAAGUGGAGUGUACCGCAUUAGCGCAGGAAGCCAGAGUGAGGAGAGCGAUGAUGACCCUGUCCCUGAUGAUGUUGUAGAGCAUGAUACCUGGGAACACGACAUGAGAAGCCUCCAUGUAUGUGCCGUUGUUCCUCCUUCUAUGCACAACCUUUUGAAUUUGAGAGCCACCGCAGCAGCAGAUACAGCCAAAGGCAAUUUUGACCAUGUAGUACUAUGUCAUUACAGUUUGAACGCCCAACAGCGGGUAGUAGUCGUCGUCUGCAACUGCAAGUGACCAACAAACAAUGGUUAAUCUUAACUGCUAGUAGUACUACAGAGUACCGGGCGGGCGGUGAGAUGUACUACAUACUAGACCAGACAGUGGGCGCCAUGUCUGUUCUUAUGCCCCAUGUUUGUUCUUCAUGUUUACUUUGUAGGUUUUGUUGUUUGUUAUAGUUGUAGUGGUUAGAGUAAUAAUACAUAUUUGAACACUUUAACCCCAGAAUAUGUAUCCUUUGAUUACCCAACUUAUGUGUACAUGUUUCUUUUUUUG